This is a messenger RNA of Cotesia glomerata, 1703 nucleotides long. It is a transcript of the gene Rab10, whose product is annotated as ras-related protein Rab-10. The transcript is spliced from 5 exons. Gene Ontology annotation, cellular component: insulin-responsive compartment; recycling endosome; Golgi apparatus. The coding region runs from base 469 to 1071 and encodes 200 amino acids. NCBI's taxonomy places the organism in Eukaryota, Metazoa, Arthropoda, Insecta, Hymenoptera, Braconidae. Gene Ontology annotation, biological process: cellular response to insulin stimulus. Gene Ontology annotation, molecular function: GTP binding; GTPase activity. The record is from RefSeq and is a predicted model, not a curated record.
UACUUAUAUAUAAUAUAUUUAUAUGUGUUGGUGUAUAGUUUGAUGGAUAGUGAAAAGAGGUAGCUAGUACCGGAGUAGACAGAAGUUUCGGCUAGUGUUUUUUAUAUUCCUUCUUCCUGUGUAUCCCUUAUAUUAAUCAUCGACAAAAGUCCAGAUAAGACGUCGUUAAAUUUCAGUACGUCAGUGUUGUGCGUCGUUAACGCUGAGACGCGCCCUCCACUGACCUUGAAACACUAUUAAAACUAAACUUAAAUAUAAUACAAACACAUUAAAGUCACAACUAGUCCAGUGUGAAUUCAUGUUAUAGCAGUAGCAGUAGCUGAAAAUAAUAGUCUAAAAUAACAUCCACUUAAGACAACUCGCUCUACCUCAAAGGCGCUUGAAUUAACUCUAUUUAUUUUUGAUAAUUUAUUGUCAAAUCACUGAUUUUUUGGUUAUAUUUAUUGAGGCUGAUACUCAGGUGAUAAAAUGGCUAAGAAGACAUACGAUUUGUUGUUCAAAUUGCUGUUAAUCGGCGACUCAGGGGUUGGAAAAACUUGUAUUCUUUUCAGAUUUUCGGAUGACGCGUUUUCAACAACUUUUAUUUCUACAAUAGGGAUCGAUUUCAAGAUAAAAACUGUCGAACUGAGAGGCAAAAAAAUAAAAUUACAGAUAUGGGACACUGCUGGUCAAGAGCGUUUCCAUACUAUCACUACUUCUUACUACCGAGGAGCUAUGGGCAUAAUGCUCGUUUAUGACAUAACUAAUGAAAAAACAUUUGAGAAUAUUGUCAAGUGGCUCAGGAAUAUUGAUGAACAUGCUAAUGAGGAUGUAGAAAAAAUGAUAUUGGGCAAUAAAAGUGAUGUGGAAGACCGGCGUGUUGUCAGCACAGAAAAAGGAGAAGCAAUUGCCAGAGAGCAUGGAAUCAGAUUUAUGGAAACCUCAGCAAAGGCAGACAUAAAUAUUGACCGCGCGUUCAGUGAAUUGGCAGAAGCUAUCUUGGACAAAACUCACGGGAAAGAACCUCAAGAUGCUCCUGAUCGCGUGACAGUCGAUCGCAGGGUAGAAAGAAGUUCGAAUCGGUGCUGCUAAUUACAAUUUUUUACUAUUUAUUAUUUAUUAUAAACAGCGUAUAAUAUUUAUAAUAAUAAACUCAUAUAUAAACUCGUGCCAGUUUAGAUUUGUGAUUAUAGGCUUAAUGCAUAUCGUGUCAUUUUGAGUUGCAUCACGUUUUUUUUUUUUGCAUCAAUGUUAGUAAUAUUAAAAUUUUUUGUUUUUAUUAUCACUGCCCAAGUUAGUUACAAAAAUUUUUUUUUUACAAUUCAUAAUGCCAACGCUCAUCACUUCAUCAAUAUUAUACAAUUGGCUAUAAAUUUGAUGGGAUUUUUUUUUACAAUAAAUUGCUUAAUUAUAUUUAGUGAAAAAAAAAAGUUAAAAUCAAAGUAUGCAAAAAAUGUAAUCCCACAAUUAAGAUAUAACUAAGUGUAAUUGAAGAAAUGUAUCAUCUAGUCUCAUCCUUUUUACUUACGCAAGAUAAAGGCAAUAAUAAAAAAAAUGAAUAAAUAAAAUAAAAUAAAAAAACGACAGCGUCUGAGGUGCCUAUUAUUAUAUUGUAUACGUGUCUCUUGUACGUGCACAAACAUUUAAGUCUGGAAGUAUGUUUUUUUCCAUAUACUCACGAUAAAAAACAAUCAAGUACUCUAAAAUAAAAACACAAAAGUUCA